Messenger RNA from Solanum lycopersicum (tomato), 796 nucleotides. RefSeq names its product LRR receptor-like serine/threonine-protein kinase EFR. Gene Ontology annotation, molecular function: protein binding. Lineage: Eukaryota; Viridiplantae; Streptophyta; Magnoliopsida; Solanales; Solanaceae. The record is from RefSeq and is a predicted model, not a curated record.
AGAGAAGUUGCACAAAAUGGUUUCCAUGGCUAUGAUUAUAGAAUUGCUAGUUUUGUUAACGUACCUCUCGAAUACUAAUGCAUCGAACAUUUCAACUGAUGAGGCUGCUCUUUUAGCUUUCAAAGCUCAUAUAACUUCAGAUCCAAAUGGAAUGUUGUCGAAAAACUGGACAAAGGGGACUCACGUUUGCAAUUGGAUAGGCAUAUCUUGCAGUAAAAGGCAUCAAAGAGUGACAUCACUAGACCUCAAUGGUCUCAGACUAAGAGGUUCAAUCGCGAUAGAUAUUGGGAACCUCUCCUUUCUUAGUUUCUUGGACAUUGGCAACAACAGCAUCAACGGUGAAAUCCCUGAUGAACUCGGCUAUUUGAGGAGGCUGAAGCACUUGUCCUUGUCAAUGAAUAAUCUCACAGGUCAAAUUCCAGAAAGUCUUGGAUUACUGAGAAGGCUCGAGUUGUUGGAUCUUUCUGAAAAUGAUCUCUUUGGAUCUGUUCCUUCGUCUAUCUUCAAUGUCUCUUCUUUGAAGGUCAUCAAUUUGAUUUAUAAUGCACUAUCUGGGACCUUGCCGAAUGACAUUUGCCAUAAUCUUCCGCGGCUGGAGGGAUUACAAAUAGCAAGAAAUCAACUCUCUGGCCAACUACCAAGCAAUUUAGACAAAUGCAAAGAGCUAAUAUAUUUGUCCUUGUCAUAUAACCACUUCACAGGAAACUUGCCUAGAGACAUGUGGAACUUGACAAAACUUCAACAUCUAUUUAUUGGAUGGAAUAACAUAACAGGUAUUUCUAAUGUUCUGGUUUAA